Molecule: messenger RNA, 3108 nt
Organism: Anopheles marshallii
Lineage: Eukaryota; Metazoa; Arthropoda; Insecta; Diptera; Culicidae
Product: NFX1-type zinc finger-containing protein 1
Exons: 6
Coding region: 1-3108 (1035 amino acids)
Biological process (GO): regulatory ncRNA-mediated heterochromatin formation
Cellular component (GO): nuclear RNA-directed RNA polymerase complex
Molecular function (GO): helicase activity; ATP hydrolysis activity
Source: RefSeq, a predicted model, not a curated record
AUGUCUAACUCUAAAAAUCAAGAAGAUGAUGAUGACGACUGGUUUAAUAAGGAUGAAGAUGAUUUUGUUGUAAACAUACCAAGCAAAGCUGGAAAUGGAGAAGGUGAUAAGGAAGUUGCAGAAGGACCGGGAACGUCCGUGAGAGAUAUGUUGGAUAAUUUAAAGUUUACACUAAACGACGAGGAUGGUAAUUAUGUGGACUCGAUUAAACACACUGCUCACGGUCGCGCCGCCAAAUUCGAUCUACCGAAAAGUGCGCCCGGCAAGUACGUACAAACCAUUCCGCUUACGAAGCUUGCAAAUAUCUUGGAGAACGAAACACUUUCGAUGUUUGCCGACAUUUACGUUCAGAAGGAAGAAUUUCUUGCUACACUGACGAAAAAAACGUACGGCGAGGAGUUACUUUUGGUUCUGAUGAAAAUUAUGAACAAACUAAGUACAAUUCCGCUGUAUGAAACGGUCAAGCAACUGUUCGACACGCUAGUGAACCAGCAGCACUUUUGGGAGCAGUUGUUAAAAUUUUUUCAACAACCCCCCGAAGGCGAAAAAAAGAAAAAGAAAAAAAGCAAAAUCGUGCGUCCGAUCAUUUCACGGAUUGAUAUGAUGGAUGUGUUAUUGAAAUUUCUGGCCGAAACGAAACAACACAUUCCCUUACCCCAGCGAGUGGUGGAAUAUUGUGGCAAGCUGAGUAAAAUAUUACCUCCAAACGACAAAAAGCAACUGGAACAGUUGCUGGAACUAACGCAAAACCCGAUCGCAGUGGAACCGACGAAGCAAAUCAGUAUUUAUCCUACCAUCAAUGAGCUGAAAGAGGGCGCUAGUACUUCGAUGAAUCUGAAGAAAAACAUCGUGAAAGGAAAAUAUCAUAAUGUUGAACAUUAUCUGGACGUUCAUUUGAGUCUGCUGAAGGAGGACUUCUUGAUUCCGCUGCGCACCGGUAUUGAAAAGUAUCGGAAAUUUGUCGAAAAGAAUGGCCCCGGAAAAUCAUUCGCCGGUGAGAGCAUUCGUGUCCAUUGGCCGGUCAAGUUGCUUCUUCCUAGCACCGUUAACCGACGUACAGCAAAGGAGCAGCUCAUUCUCGUUGAUUUAGAUCCGGCCGAGCGUGGUUAUUCUAACCUUUCUGCCCGCUACAAACGGUUGGCUCUGUCCAACACGAAACGUUUCAUGAAUGGGUCUAUGGUGCUGUUCAGCGAUGGUCCGGAGUUGAGCGAACUGGUUGUUGCGGUCAUUAGCAACCGGGAUGCGGCACAGCUUCUGAACGGAUACAUUUACGUGGAACUGAUACGGUUGGAGCGAAAGACGGAAAUUGACCCACAGGCGGCUGGCCGCGGUAUGCACCUGUUCAACCGACCGCUGCUAAUGAUUGAAAGUGAAAUAUUUUUCGAACCGUACCACCAAACGUUCAAUGCGUUGAGCCGCUUGCGAGAUGAUAAUUUUCCGCUAAAAUCGUACAUUGUUGAUGUAACCUUUCCGAGUAAAGGAUUGCCAGGGUACUUGGGCCAAGGAAAUGGGCAUCUUUUCAACUACGGUGGAAUACAGUUUGAUCUAAAGAAACCCGACGAUUGGCCGGCAGAAGCGCUAGCGUCCGCAGCUGGAAUGAAUAUGUCACAGUUCGAAGCAUUCCGGAUGGCACUGGUUAACCGAUUCACGCUGAUACAGGGCCCACCGGGCACGGGGAAAACGUUCAUCGGUCUGCGGAUCGUAGAAACACUGCUAGCCAACACAAGCGAACAAAUUCUGCUUAUCUGCCUGACCAACCAUGCGCUGGAUCAGUUUUUAUGCGGUGUGACUCGCUUCACGGACAGUAUCGUGCGGAUGGGUGGGCAAUCGAAGCAUCCGCUGCUGGAUGCUUACAACGUGAAGCAACUGCAGGAGGACGAACGGAUUGAUAGGCGGUUGCGAAUCAGUUAUUACACUGUGAAGCAAGAGUACCUGAAGCUGGUUGAACGGUUUGAUGCGUUGCAGCAAGAGCAGCAGGAAUCAACCGAUGGGUUAUCACUUGCGAUGGUGCAGUGUAUGGAAGAAUUGUUGGAAGCUUCGCGACGGCUCAACGAGCUAAGCCAGCUGAGCACACUGAAACUGAUACAAGGGUUCCGUGUGGUUGCCAUGACGACAACGUUUGCCGCACGCAAUCGCACCUUGUUGGAGCUGCUCCGUACACCGAUCGUGAUAAUCGAGGAGGCGGCGGAAGUACUGGAGGCGCAUAUUGUGUCCUCACUAACACGGCAUACCGCACAGUGCAUCCUGAUCGGCGAUCACAAACAGUUGCGUCCAACCACGAGCACCUACGUACUGUCGCGCCACUAUCGGAUGGAUUUGUCGUUGUUUGAGCGUAUGAUCAACAACCGUUUCAGUGUUGCCAUGAUGACGGUACAGCAUCGCAUGCGCCCAGAAAUGGCGGACCUUUUACGACCCACCAUCUACCCGGUGCUGGAGGAUGCUGAUUCAGUUACUGUACGGCCGAAUGUAACCGGUAUGAUGCGAAAUUUAUUCUUCUUGUCGCAUAAUUAUCCCGAAGGAGGAGAUCCACCAGCUAUUGACUCGACGGUCAGCGACGAUGGAGGAGAUGAAAAAUCGAAGAAAAACCUUUUUGAGUGUCGUUUCUUGCUCGGCCUUUGCGAAUAUUUGCUAGCGCUAGGAACUUACACCACGGAGGACAUUGUCAUACUGACGGCUUACAAUGGUCAAAUGUUGCAGUUCGUUGCGGAGAAGAAAAAUCGACCUUCGUUGCAUGGUGUCCGAAUUGCGGUAAUUGACAAUUACCAGGGUGAGGAAAGUAAGAUCGUUUUGCUUUCGUUGGUUCGUAGUGGCAGCGCAAACGGUGGUACUGACACGAUCGGUUUUCUUGCGCACGAAAAUCGUAUCUGCGUCGCGUUGUCUCGUGCACGGGAAGGGCUCUAUAUAGUUGGCAAUAUGGAGCUACUGGCAAAGUGUUCUAAAACUUGGUCCAGUAUCGAGAAGAAGUUGCGUGAGCAGGCUGCCAUUGGUGAAUCGAUGCCACUGCAAUGCUUGACACACGGUCAGGUAAUAGAGGUCAACAUGCCAGAAGACUUUGAGGAACUUAGACUAGAAGAUGGACGAUGUAUUUGUGGAAUUUCGCGAAGAUAA